CUAAUUUAUCACCUACCAAAUAAUUAUCACUUUGUUUACGUCACCUUCGCACUUUGAUAACAUUAAUAUCAGCUGAAAUAUCAGUAUUAGGCAUUAGUUUUUUUUUCAUAAUAAAUUACCGAUACACACACAAAAACAAUUAUUAUCUCGAUACGUGUGCGUAGGCUUACAACAGUUGCAAUUACUACAUUUAAAUAUAUACAUAUGUAUAUAAAUAUAUAUAUAUAUAUACAUAUGUAUUUGUAUUAUUGUUGUGUUAUUGACGUAUAGAACGCAUGUUAAUGGCGCACUUAACUUAGUAUGAAUCCGGCAAUAAUGUUUUAACGUACAUACAGCGGUUGUCAGGUUGUCUUGAUAGAAUAAGAUAACAGAAAACGUUGCAGUGCCGAAGCGAAAAAUCGCAAAAUAAUAUUUUAGUCAAAAUUCUAGUAUAAUAUUUUGUGUGUACUCUUGCCCUAAUGGGUGCCUUUCAUUGCAAGUCAUGUCAAAAUGGAGAAGACGGCACAAACAUAUUCCGACAUCGUCAGUCGACCGAUAGCGAACGGAGAAGAUUUCUAUUCGGCAGACAACGUAACCGCAGUGGUUCUGUAAAACAGACUGACUCGUUGGUACUCCAAACCUUAAGCAUCAUAAAAAAUUUAGGACUUAUCGACAAUAAUUCUGAAGCUCCAGAAGCGUUACGAAAAUUACAUUGGUUAGCUGAUGAAGGUGAUGGUUGGAUUCAAGUAGUAUUAUCGAUGAUUCACGUAAUUCCUCUAGAAGAUCCUUUAAGUCCAGCACUUAUAACAGUAAUUCUUGAUGAUUGCCCUUUACCUGAUAAAGAUACAAUAAUGAAGCUAUCACAAAUGUUAGACCUUUCAAAUAAAUUACCUAAACGUAAAACAGUUGAUCAACAUCGUAAUAUUUGUGUGAUUUUGGGUAUACUCGCAGAUAAGUUGCCUGGACCUCUUAGUAUUGCCUUAUUAACUAAAGAAACAUUGACUUAUCUUUUUAAUAAUAUGGAUUUGCAAAUGCACCCAUCAAUAAUUCUGUUUUCAUUAAUUGCACUUGAAAAAUUCGCUCAAAUAAGAGAAAAUAGAUGUACAAUUGAAAAUUUUAUGAAGACUGGACCUUUAGCAAUGUUAACAAUAUUUGAAAGGUUGACUGGUUCUGAUCAACCUCUUUAUGCUCAAGUUGGGUUCUGUGCUGAAUGGCUUUUAGAUAAUAUAUUUAUAGAUGAUCAGAGACCACUUUCACAUUCUAACAUUGCUAUGGAAGGAGUAAAUGCUGUAUUAAAUCAAGAAGAUGCUAGCGAGUAUAUAAAACUUGGACCUAGUGGACUAGAAGCAAGAUGUGAUGCUUGUAGUUUUGAGAGUGUCCGGUGUACAUUCCAAAUUGAUAAAGGUACUUGGUAUUAUGAAGUGACCAUAUUAACAUCUGGAGUCAUGCAAAUUGGCUGGUCAACGAGAAAUUCAAAAUUCUUCAAUCAUGAAGGUUAUGGGAUUGGCGACGAUGAGUAUUCAGUAGCAUAUGAUGGGUGUAGACAACUAGUGUGGCAUGGUGCUCGAUGUACAAGUUCUGUGCUAGGACGAUCGUGGCGUGAAGGAGAUACUGUUGGAUGCUUGCUAAGAGUUGAAUCGCCAUCCCCUUGUGCAACUUUCUAUUUGAAUGGCCAAAUUGUCGCAUCAAAUGAUAAAAUAUUUCAAUACGCUAAGUCUGAAUUUUUCGCCGCUGCCAGUUUUAUGACUUUUCAACAAAGUCGAUUUAAUUUUGGUGGCAAACCGUUUAAAUAUCCACCUAAAGGUAUUAUUUUUAGUGUCAUGAACGAACAUGGACAACUAGAUGACAAACAGAGGACAAUUUUACCAAAGAGAAUGAGACUGGAAUUUUUGGGUAGACAAACGGCUGAUGAGGAUUCUUGUACUAUCUGUUUUGAUCACAAAGCUGAUGUGAUGUUACAUCCGUGUAAACACGAAGGAUAUUGUAAAUCGUGUGCACAACAAUUGACAUUAUGUCCAGUAUGCCGCCAACUUAUUGAUAGGUAUCAAGAAACUAUUCAGCAGCAGCUUGCAAUUCCAUCUACCACAGUCCUAGUCAGUUAGCUCUGAUGUAUGAUCUCUUAUGUGGUUGUAGUAUAUGUUUAUAUAUAUAUAUAUAUAUAAUACAUAUUAAAACGACUAUAUGUAUAUAUACUUUUAUUAUUAUAUUUGUAAACUUUGUGUAUAAUCAAUCGACCAUAAUAUGAUAAAUGUUGUAUAAAAAUAUGUAUCUUUUUAAACAAAUGUGUGUUUAUAAGUAA
Molecule: messenger RNA, 2278 nt
Organism: Adelges cooleyi (spruce gall adelgid)
Lineage: Eukaryota; Metazoa; Arthropoda; Insecta; Hemiptera; Adelgidae
Product: RING finger and SPRY domain-containing protein 1-like
Exons: 11
Coding region: 459-2081 (540 amino acids)
Cellular component (GO): cytoplasm
Molecular function (GO): protein binding; ubiquitin-protein transferase activity
Source: RefSeq, a predicted model, not a curated record